GGGAGUCUUUGCCAUCUAUAUGUCCUCUCAUUAACUAACGCUCUUCCCCAAUUUGCACUGUGCCGUCCGCCGCUGUGUUUAGGCGCCCUCGUUUGCUCUGCGCUCGGCCGUCACGAAGGAGAAAUCGGUCAAGGUUCUUGAAUCGCGCAUUACUGUGCAAUCAAAUAGAUCGGAGGCGGUUAUCGCAGACAGGAUGGGUGGCGGUAAUGCGCAGAAAUCCAAAAUGGCUCGUGAGAAAAACUUGGAGAAAGCCAAGGCGGCUGGGAAAGGAAGCCAGCUCGAGACCAAUAAAAAGGCCAUGAACAUUCAGUGCAAGGUGUGUAUGCAGACAUUCAUGUGCACAACGUCAGAGGUGAAGUGCAGGGAACAUGCCGAAGCAAAGCAUCCCAAAGCUGAUGUGUAUGCCUGUUUCCCUCAUCUUAAGAAGUGAUUGAAUCCCCUCCACAUCAUGAAAGGCCCUACCGAAAAAACCAAGUGUAGUGGUGUUGUAGAAUGGCGUUGGUGAGCAUUUCGUGCUGCUGUCAUAAUCGAACAAUUUAGGAUAGUUGUCACGGAAUGUGCUUGUGUGUUUUCUUUCAGACAUGUGUGGUGUUUCUCUGAAUGAAGAUGGUUGCAAAAUUUGUAUCCCGUCUGUUAUGAAAAACUAUGUGUGGUAUAGCAUAUAUAUACAUAUUUCUAAGA
Messenger RNA from Andrographis paniculata, 681 nucleotides. RefSeq lists its product as uncharacterized. The record is from RefSeq and is a predicted model, not a curated record. The transcript has 3 exons. Bases 194 to 430 code for a protein of 78 amino acids. Lineage: Eukaryota; Viridiplantae; Streptophyta; Magnoliopsida; Lamiales; Acanthaceae.